AUGAACCAGGCACAAACUCUGCUGCUUGAUGGUCUCAUCAAGACAAAGCAUGUAGACAAAGCUGCCCUUAUCAGAAUAGCCGACAUGAACGUGAUGACAGCAACUCCAGGCUUUAAUAUUCAGACCUGGGCCACAGUCUUUGUCCAAGCUUUCUUCAACAACCCGGCCCAAAUACGAAGGGAAGGGCAGUACUUUAAUGAUCGGUAUUAUAAAUGCUACCGAGCAGAUAGCAACUCCAUCUACCUUAAAGCAAAAGAAGAAGGAGUGAUAGUGGCUAAAACAGGAAACUUUAUCCUGGUUGGAACAUAUUGCCAAGGCAUGUAUCCCAGUGUCUGUGUUGAGGCAGUGGAGAAACUAGCAGACUACCUGAGAGCAAAGGGGAACUAA
This is a messenger RNA of Notechis scutatus (mainland tiger snake), 387 nucleotides long. The record is from RefSeq and is a predicted model, not a curated record. Lineage: Eukaryota; Metazoa; Chordata; Lepidosauria; Squamata; Elapidae.